Messenger RNA from Penicillium bovifimosum, 1590 nucleotides. RefSeq names its product glycoside hydrolase family 72 protein. The transcript has 4 exons. Gene Ontology annotation, biological process: fungal-type cell wall (1->3)-beta-D-glucan biosynthetic process. Gene Ontology annotation, molecular function: 1,3-beta-glucanosyltransferase activity. Gene Ontology annotation, cellular component: fungal-type cell wall; cytoplasm. Bases 1 to 1590 code for a protein of 529 amino acids. The record is from RefSeq and is a predicted model, not a curated record. NCBI's taxonomy places the organism in Eukaryota, Fungi, Ascomycota, Eurotiomycetes, Eurotiales, Aspergillaceae.
AUGAGAAUCUUCCUUGUUGUCGCAGGGUUCUUCCUGCUGUUGGCUGGUGCCAUCGCCAGUGUGCCGCAAAUUGAGAUCAAGGCAAGUGGCUCCAAGUUCUUUUACGCAAACAAUGGAACCCAAUUUUACAUUCGAGGCAUUGCAUACCAGGAGGACUACAACUCUGGAGGAGCUACUGGAACCGGACAGUCAAAUGAGACUCGUUACGUAGACCCGCUGACGGAUGAGUCGCAUUGCAAACGGGAUAUCCCAUAUCUCACGCAACUACGGACGAAUGUGAUUCGAACCUACGCCGUCGACCCAGCCAAGAACCAUGAUAAUUGCAUGCAACAGCUGGCAGAUGCGGGGAUCUAUGUCAUCGCCGACCUCGCAUCCCCCGACUUGUCUAUCACUUCGGAUAUGCCAUCAUGGACUGUGGAUCAGUAUGCUCGGUACACCGCCGUGAUUGAUACCUUCCACAAGUAUGACAAUGUCAUUGGUUUCUUUGCUGGUAAUGAGGUUGUCAAUCAUGCAAAUCAGUCGGCGGGUGCAGCAUUUGUCAAAGCCGCGGUCCGCGAUAUGAAAGCCUAUAUCAAGACGAAAGGAUAUAGAACAUCACUAGCCUUUGGCUAUGCGACUACCGACCGCCCAGAGUUUCGCAGGGAACUCUCAGACUAUCUUAGCUGUGGUGAUCACUCUACCGCAAUUGAUUUCUUUGGUUACAACAUUUAUGAAUGGUGUGGAGACAACACCUUCAAGGGCUCUGGGUACUCGAACCUCACAGAGCAAUACAAAGACUACUCGAUUCCAAUCUUCUUUUCCGAGUACGGAUGCAAUACAGUGAGGCCGCGUAAGUUCGGUGACAUCGCUGCAAUCUUUGGACCUGAUAUGGAGAAUGUUUGGAGCGGUGGAAUUGUCUAUCAGUACUUCCAGAGUACCAACGACUACGGGCUUGUCUCUGUCGAUGGAGAUUCCGUCAGCACUGAGCCUGAUUUCAGCUACUAUUCCAAAGCCAUGCAGACCGCAACACCCUCGGGGAUUAAUAGUGGCAGUUACUCUGUUACGAAAUCUCCACAUGCGUGUCCUACAGUCGAUAGUAACUGGUUGGCCAAAUCGAGCCCCUUGCCACCUUCGCCAAACAAGGACUUGUGCUCCUGCAUGGUAGACAGUCUAUCAUGCGUGGUCAGCGACUCAAUGCAUGCGAAUCAAUACGGUGACUUGUUUGGUACAGUCUGUGGAUCUGACAAGAGUGCCUGCGAUGGGAUUUCUGGGAAUGCAACCACAGGGCAGUACGGAACCUUUGGUGUCUGCUCCAGCAAAGACAAGCUCUCCUAUGUUUUUGACCAGUACUACCAGAGCCAGAAGAAAGACCAGUCAGCCUGUGACUUCAAGGGAGCUGCGUCCGUCCAGUCUGCAAAGAGUUCUUCUGCAAGCUGCAAGUCAAUCCUCAGCCAGGCUGGAGUUGGCCAGGCCACUGGCGCAGCCACGUCCACAUCGAAAGGGGCUGCUGUGAGCACGGUGGUACCAGUUGCCGUCAGAGUCGAUAACUUGUUUGUAGCAAUGUCCUUCGCUGCAGCCAUUAUGGCCGGAUUUUUUAUGGUCUAUCUUUAG